Dipodomys spectabilis (banner-tailed kangaroo rat) is the source of this 3144-nucleotide messenger RNA. Its product is annotated as vomeronasal type-2 receptor 116-like. Gene Ontology annotation, biological process: G protein-coupled receptor signaling pathway. Gene Ontology annotation, molecular function: G protein-coupled receptor activity. Bases 1 to 3144 code for a protein of 1047 amino acids. The transcript is spliced from 10 exons. The record is from RefSeq and is a predicted model, not a curated record. Lineage: Eukaryota; Metazoa; Chordata; Mammalia; Rodentia; Heteromyidae. Gene Ontology annotation, cellular component: membrane.
AUGGUUUCUUGUUACCUGGAUGGCCACUGGGAUGCACCACCAGCCUCCUUCUCUGUCCUAGAGGAAUACAGAGCCCGUACUGCCCUCCAGCUCUGCAUCUGGGGUCUAGCUUCAAGGGAGAAGGAAAAAGCAGUGACUGGUGUCCUGGGCUCCAACCUCAUCAUCCCCAUCUGCACCCUCAUCCAGGUGACUCUAUGUGGCCUCUGGCUGGGAAUCUCUCCUCCCUUUGUGGACACAGAUGCACACUCUGAACAUGGCCACAUCAUCCUGUGCAACAUGGGCUCUCUCACCGCCUUCUACUCUGUUCUGGGUUACCUGGGCACCUUAGCCCUGGCCAACUUCAUGGUAGCUUUCCUGGCCAGGAACCUGCCUGACACCUCCAAUGAGACCAAGUUCCUGACCUUCAAUGCUGGUGCUCCAAUAAUUGUCACUGAGCCUUUUCUGACCACGGACUACUCUGACCCUUUAACUUUCACCUGGCAUCCUCUGCUACCAUCCAUAUGCAUCAUCCCUAGUGGCUUUCAGCCGGACCCCAGAUGCAGGGCCGGAGGGCAGAACGACUCUGUAUUCCUUCAGGACAGAGGAGGAGGCCUGUGGUGCAUUGCAGUGGCCAUGCAGCUUCCGCUUGUGGUCAGUUCCUCUGAAGAUGCCAGAUGCAUUUACACAGAGAAAUCUGUGGCACACAGCAAGGGAGAUGCGGUGAUUGCUGGGUUUUUCCCCCUUUAUUCUUGGGAAUUCAUUCGCAACAUGAAUGACCCUGGUAUGCGGCAACAGGGCCAUCGGCUCAACUUAAAGAAAUACCAGUUGGUUCUGUCCCUGACCCUCGCAGUUGAGGAAAUCAACAAGAAUCCCCAUCUGCUACCCAACAUGACCCUGGGGUUUGAGAUCUAUAUUUCACAUUAUGUAGAAGCUGAUCUGUUAGAGAAUCCACUGACCUUACUGUCUGGGAAGAAUAAAAACAGCCCUAAUUAUACCUGCAGGAGAUAUAGCAAAGCUGUAGCAGUACUCACAGGAACCUCAAGCACAUCUGCCCCAAUUGGAACACUGCUAAACCUCUAUAAACUUCCACAAUUCACCUUUGGAUCUUUUGAUCCUUUCCUGAGUGACCAUGGACAGUUCAGUGCUGUCUAUCAGAUGUCUGCCAAAGACUCAGCUCUAGCCCUAGCCAUGGUCUCCUUGAUGCUUCAUUUCAGCUGGACCUGGGUGGGACUGUUCAUCACCGAAGAUGACUAUGGUGUGUGGUUCCUCUCAGAACUGAGAAAAGAGAUGGACAAGAAUGGAAUCUGUUUUGCCUUUGCAAACACAAUCACAUACAAUGCCAUACCAAAUUUUGCAAAUGAUGCAUUGAUAUAUAGCCAGAUUAUGGAAUCAUCAACCAAUGUGACUAUCAUUUAUGGGGACAGUGAAUUUCUACUAAGCUUUAUUCUUAAAUUAGGGGACUUUUUAAUUACAGGGAAAGUCUGGGUCAUGAACUCACCCUAUGAUGAUGUGACCCUCAGCAAAAGAUAUUUCCUGCUAGACACCUUCCACGCACCCCUCACCUUCUCUCACCACCACGGGAACAUUUCUGGGUUCACCAGUUUGAUCCCAUUAGCUGAAUAUUCCAAGAACUCAGAAGAUAUUUCCCAUCCUAGCUUAUGGAUUCAGGCUGUUCAAUGUAUACUGAUUAAGUCUGACUGUACAAAAUUGGGGCACUGUUUCUAUAAUACCACACUGGAUUGGUUGCGGGGGCACAUUUUUGACACAGCUGUGCCAGAAGAGAGUUACAACAUCUACAAUGCUGUGUAUGCCGUGAGCCAAGCCCUCCAUGAAAUGCUUCUUCAUCACACGGAAGAGCCACCAGCACACAAUGAGCAACCAAGGAUAUUUCUCUCUUCACAGCUUCAUCCCUUUUUGAAGAAGAUCCAAUUUAUCAAUGCAGUUGGAGAACAAGUGGUUUUGGAUGAGGAAAGGAAAUUGGAGGCAGAGUAUGACAUUGUGAAUUUAUGGAAUUUUCCAGAUGGUCUGGGACAAAGGGUAAAAGUUGGCAAGUUUUCUCCAUCUGGGCCACAUGGUCAACAACUGAGUUUGUUUGAAAAUCUGAUAGAGUGGCCCAUAGGAAUUACCAAGACUCCUCAGUCUGUCUGCAGUAAGUGCUGUGGUCCUGGAUUCAGGAAGGCCCCUCAGGAAGGAAAAGCUCCAUGUUGCUUUGACUGUACCCUUUGCCCAGUGAAUGAGAUUUCUAAUAGGACAGACAUGGAACAGUGUGUGAGGUGUCCAGAUCACCAGUUUGCCAACACCCAGAGAAACCACUGCCUGAUGAAAACUGAGAGCUUCCUGACUCAUGAAGACCCCCUGGGCAUGGCUCUGGCCUGCACUUCUCUCUGCUGCUCUGUACUCACAGCUGUUGUUCUUGGGGUGUUUAUCAAGCACCAAGACACCCCCAUUGUCAAAGCCAAUAACCGGGCCCUCAGCUACAUCCUGCUCAUCUCCCUCACCUGCUGCUUCCUCUGCUCCUUGCUCUUCCUUGGCCGUCCGAACACAGCCACCUGCAUCCUCCAGCACACAACAUUUGCAGUGGUCUUCACCAUGGCUGUCUCCACGAUCCUGGCCAAGACCAUCACUGUGGUUCUGGCCUUCACGCUCACUGCUCCAGGGAGAAGCACGAUGAUGUGGCUGGUGUCCCGGGCUCCUAACCUUAUAAUCCCCAUCUGCACCCUCAUCCAGGUUACUCUCUGUGGCCUGUGGCUGGGAAUCUCACCUCCCUUUGUAGACACAGAUGCACACUCUAAACAUGGCCACAUCAUCAUCCUCUGUAACAUGGGCUCUCUCACUGCCUUCUACUGUGUCCAGGGAUACCUGGGUGCCCUGGCCCUGGCCAGCUUCACUGUGGCUUUCCUGGCCAGGAACCUGCCUGACACCUUCAAUGAAGCCAAGUUCCUGACCUUCAGCAUGCUGGUGUUCUGCAGUGUGUGGCUCACCUUCCUGCCUGUCUACCACAGUGCCAAGGGGAAGGUCAUGGUGGCUGUGGAGGUCUUCUCCAUCUUGGCCUCCAGUGCAGGGCUCCUUGGCUGCAUCUUUGUCCCCAAGUGCUACAUCAUCUUGAUAAGACCUGAGAGAAAUUUUUUACAGAAAAGAUCACAAUCUGCAAGAAAUAAACCUUAA